ACAAGGCAAAACUACACUUCCCACAAUUCACUGCAACGACCGUUUCCUGUUACACUCUCAAGCGCGCGCUCAGUGCAGGUCUCUCAGAAACGCGCAUCGCAUGGGCUUAUGAUUUAACACAACUUACCUUACAACAUCACAAUGCCCAAGUCAAAGGAAGUGUUGUCCUCUACGUCAGGUAGCGAUUCUGAUAGUGACGUCGAGACCAAGGCCAAGAGAAAGAAGCAGGCGGCUCCAGAGAAGCCAUCAAAGAAACCGAAGGGUGGAGAAUCCUCAAAGGUGUCCGCCGCCUCCAAAAGCAGCAGUAGCAGCGAUAAAAAGGAUAAUAUGUUCCAGAUAGGAAAGAUGAGAUAUGUGAGUGUCAGAGAUUUCAAAGGAAAAGUGCUGAUCGAUAUCCGGGAAUACUGGAUGGACCAGGAGGGUGAAAUGAAGCCAGGGAGAAAAGGUAUUUCACUGAACCCAGAGCAGUGGAACCAGCUAAAAGAGCAGAUGAGUGACAUUGAUGAUGCUGUGAGAAGAAUAUAAGACUUGUCCGCAGUUCAAGAGGAAUCUUGAUUCUUUUUUUUUUAAACAAAUUCUCAUUCCGCAGCUCCGCCUGUGCUUUGCAAAGCAAAUGUGUUAACCGGGACUCUUUGUAUGUAUAUUUUAGAAUAGGCUUUAUUAAAAUAGUUGGUAACUGAAUUUUUGUUUUAUAGUAUUUGAAGAAUUUUGUGGUCGGGCUUUGCUAGAGGGCAUGGGGUGUGACAUUAAUUUUCAAUAAACGUAAUAGAAAUAGA
Misgurnus anguillicaudatus (oriental weatherfish) is the source of this 776-nucleotide messenger RNA. It is a transcript of the gene sub1a, whose product is annotated as SUB1 regulator of transcription a. Gene Ontology annotation, molecular function: DNA binding; transcription coactivator activity. The record is from RefSeq and is a predicted model, not a curated record. Lineage: Eukaryota; Metazoa; Chordata; Actinopteri; Cypriniformes; Cobitidae. Gene Ontology annotation, biological process: positive regulation of transcription initiation by RNA polymerase II.